Molecule: messenger RNA, 3317 nt
Organism: Erinaceus europaeus (western European hedgehog)
Lineage: Eukaryota; Metazoa; Chordata; Mammalia; Eulipotyphla; Erinaceidae
Gene: TRIM21
Product: tripartite motif containing 21
Exons: 7
Coding region: 116-1540 (474 amino acids)
Molecular function (GO): protein binding; zinc ion binding
Source: RefSeq, a predicted model, not a curated record
CUUCCUCCCUGUUCCUUCCCGACUGGGACUCGCCACUUAGAGGAAACUGAAAGUGAAAUAGGCUGUUCCUGCCGGCUGCCGCUUUCCGAGCCUUCUUAGGCCAUCCCCCACGCCCAUGGCGUCAGCAAUGCCCUUGGCUAAGAUGUGGGAGGAGGUCACCUGCCCCGUCUGCCUGUAUCCCAUGGAAGAGCCCGUGAGCAUCGAAUGUGGCCACAACUUCUGCAAGGGCUGCAUCUCCGAGAUCGGGAAAGCGGGGGGCAGCAACUGCCCCAUGUGCCGAGUCCCCUUCCUGCUCAGGAACCUGCGCCCCAACCUGCAGCUGGGCAACAUGGUGGCCAACCUCAAACAAAUGGGCCAAGAUGCCGCGGGGAGCCCCGAGGGGGACGCGCAGGGGCAGCGCUGCGAGGUGCACGGAGAGAAGGCCCUCCUGUUCUGCGAGGAGGACGGGCUGGCCCUGUGCUGGGUGUGCCACCAGUCCCGGAAGCAUCGGCACCACAGCAUGGUGCCCAUUGAGGAGGCUGCGCAGGAGUACCAGGAGAAGCUCCUGGAUGCUUUAGAGGAACUAAGUAAAAAGCAGCAACUGGCGGAGAUGCUGCAAGCAGAUGUUGCAAUGAAGAGAGAAGACUGGAAGAGGGAAGUGGAGGGGCGCAAAGAGAAGAUCCAUGCCGAGUUCCUGAAGCAGGGAGAUACCAUGACUAAGGAGGAACAGAAGCAUCUGCAGGAGCUGGAAAAGCAGGAGAAGGAGCACCUGAGGGCCCUGGGGCAGGCAGAAGCCAGCCUGGCCCAGCAGCUGCAGGCCCUGCUGGAGCUGAAAUCAGAGGUGGAGCGGAGGAUCCGGGCCUCAGCACUGGAGCUGCUCCUGGAAGUGAAAAUUAUUCUGGAGAGGUGUGCAUCCUGGAAGCUGGAGAAUCCUGAGAUCGUCCCUCCCAAACUGACUGUGAUCCAGCUGCCAGGGGUGGAGAAGAGGCUGAGGGCAUUUGGAGUGCACGUCACUCUGGAUCCACACACAGCCAACCGGUGGCUCAUUGUCUCAAAGGACCGCAGACAAGUGAGGCUUGGGAUUUUUCCACAGAAAGUUCCUGAAAGCCAGGAGAGGUUUGAAGAGUUCCCCAUGGUCCUGGGAGCCCAGUACUUUAACUCUGGAAAAUGGUACUGGGAAGUGGAUGUGACAGGAAAGUACGCCUGGGACCUGGGGGUUUGUAGAGACUCUGUGAAGAGGAGGGGAAGCUUUACUCUUAGCCCUAAGAAUGGCUUCUGGACCAUCUGGCUAUGGAAUGGGAUAUACGCGGUCGGCACCUCUCCCCAGAAAACCCUCUCCCUCCUGGAGCCCCCCCGCCAGGUGGGCAUCUUCCUGGACAUUGAGGCCCGCACCGUCUCCUUCUACAGCAUCACAAAGUGCAGCUCCCUCAUCUACUCCUUCUCUGGGUGUGCCUUCACCGACCUUGUGCGUCCCUUCUUUAACGCUGGCUUCAAUGACUCGGGAAGAAAUGCGGCCCCUCUCACCCUCUGCCCACUGGCUAAGACACCUGCUGCUUCUUGAUGGCUCUCUGGUCACAACACCCCCUCUUGGAGUCCCCCUCAUCUCAGUCUCUGAGUCUGCCUCAGUUUCCCACAAAUGCUGAGCCACUUUGGUCUUUUAGAUGUGUCAGGCUGGAUGCCAGUGAAGAGAUGGAGGGGGAGGUCACUGAGGGGUUAUGUCCAGUGACCUUCGAUGCCAGCUUUCAGCUCUGUGUGCCUCUGAUGCCCUCCAAUGCAUCUGGACAGCCAAGGUGUGCUUUCUCAUCCUCUCCAGGUGUGUGUGCAUGAGAGACAGAGAGACUGACUCCAGUUGUGCAUCCUCUCUAGACCUUUGCUUACACCUCUAUAUGGCUUAUAGGGUUUCAGAGGGGCUUCCUAAACAAAUGAGGCUUCACUCUGUCUCAUUCACUGUUUGUUCUAGUGCAUUUCUAGGAUUAUUUUUUCAACAUCCACAUGUCCAGUCUUAGUGCUAUGGUCACUUGUAGGCCACCUGCCUUAACUACAACUAGCACACUACUGAAAGGAGGGCAGUGUUCUGUACGCCUUCCAUGACCAUAGUGACAUCAAGUUUGCUGUCCUCUCAUUACCAACAUGCACACCUUACACUUGGACCAGGCUUCUGACCAACUUUCUCAGAAGCAGAGAAGCACUUGAGGAAACGUUUUAGUACUGAAAAAAAAAUGAUCCCGGUCAACAUGAAAUUCUAACACAUGAACAGUCCUUUACAAAAAGAAGACACACUUUUGUUUUAAAAAAAAAAAAAGAAGAAGAAAGAAAAACUUCAUUUACACCUCUUUGAGAUGAUGUGUUUGUCUACAUUAGACAAUUCAGACUAAAUUAUAAAAAUCACAUAUGUGAGACUUGUAACCAUCCAAAUGGAUUCACUACUUAGUUGGUUUCAACAAAGAUUGAUGUGAAUACUAAAAAAAAAAAAAAAAAAAAAACUACAUCAUAUGUAGCUGACAGUCUGAAACUUCUCUCACACAAAUACAUGUGUGUUUCUAUUGACAGACCCUAAAAAAGCCCAAAUCAUGAUUUCUUACUGCUCCUUUAUAUGUCAAAAUAUGGAUGUGCUAGGACUCAUCUGACUAUGUGUGCCACUUAGAUGGCAGGCCUUGAAUAGCUGUGUUUCUACUUGAUACUUGCUAAGUCUAUGCACUUAUGUGCAUUGCACAUGAGUAUCUGGUCUCAUGUUGAAUAUAUGUUCCAUGUGAUUAGUGAUAGGAAAACAUCACUGGUUUGGUGGAAAUAGCAUAAUGAUCAGGCAAAAGAAGGCUUUUGUGCUUUAGGCUCCAAAGUCCCAGGUUCAAUCCCCUAACACUACCAUAAGUCAGACUAAACAGUACUUGAGUUAAAAACUAAUAACUGUGGUCCAGGAGGUGAUGCAGUGGAUAAAGCGCUGGACUCUCAACCAUGAGGUCCUGAAUUCAAUCCCUGGCAGCACAGGUACCAGAGUGAUGUCUGAUUCUUUCUCUCUCUGUCUUUCUCAUAAAUAUAUAAAUUCUUUAAUAAAAAUAAUAACUGGUCCCCAGUUGCAGGGUGAAAGCUUCAUGAGUGGUGAAGUAGAGCUGCAGGUGUCUCUCUUUCUCUCUCUCUCCCCUCUCAAUUUCUCUGUAUCCAAAAAUAAGUUAAAUUAAAAAUAAUAAUGAAUAAACAAUGAUCACUGGCAUUAAUAAAUGACUUUCUAUGUUUUGUGUUCUGAAAAACAGAAGGAAAUAAUUAUACCUCCUUUGAAUUUAUGUUAAAAAUGUAUGGCUAAUAUAUCAAGUGUAAGAUGUAAAUUCUAUAAUUGAUCUAAA